AUGAAGUCGUUUCGACUUUGUUAUAGGAAAUGGGGAAGGCUAGUUAAUAAUUAUAAUAAACAUAAUAAUCAUAAUAAUCAUAAUAAACAUUAUUACCAUAAUAAGAAUGAUAAUACCUGCUCGAUUUAUAAUCAAUUUUUAAUUAAGUUUUAUUUAUAUAACAACUCAAAGAUAAAUAUUGAUGUAUAUAUAAAAUUAAUAUCCUUAUUAAAUAUAAAUAAAGAUGAAUAUAAUAAAUGUAAUAAUAUUUUAAAUUCUUCCAAUUUUAGGGACCCCAAUUUAAUUUUAUAUAAAUAUUUUCAGUACGUAGAUAAAAAGAAUAGUAAUGAAAAAAUAAUUAAACUAUUGUCUUUGUUGUAUUCAAAAAAUUUAAGAGAAUACCGUGAUAAGAACACCUAUUUGUUGAAUUCAUCAAUACAUGUAAACCAUAUAUUUUUUAAACAUAUUUUACAAUACCAGGACAGAUUAAAUAAUAAUAAUAAAAAAAAUGAUGCAUCAUAUUAUAUGAAUAAUAAAAAUAUAUAUUCUAUGUAUACGGAUUUUUUUUUAUUUACUUUAGAUUUUUACCUAUAUUAUUUAUCCAAGAAUAGUAAUAUGCUAAAUAUAAAUGAACUAAAUAUUAUCUCGGAAAUAUAUUCCAAUGUAAACAUAACAAUAAAUAAGGAGAGUUUCGAAAAUGUGGAAGAAAAAGAAAAAGAAAGAAUAAGUAAUAAAUACCACCAUCAUACAAAUGAUAAAAACGAAUUGUAUGACAAAAACAUUUAUAGUGAUGAUAAAAAUAUUUGUUUUAAUUAUUAUAUGUGUAAAGAGAAAAAGGAUAAUAUACAUAAUGAUAAAUAUAAAGAUCCACACACAUAUAAUAACAAAAUUUGCUUAUUAUUUAUAUAUAUUAGCUGUAGUAUUGUUUCACAAACAUAUAAACAUAUAAUGAAAAAAGAAAAUAAUGUAGAAAAAAAAAGAAAGAAAAUGAAAUCUUUAGACAAUUUCAUUAUUAAAAAUAUAAAUGAAUGUAAACAUAUUUUAAUGGAUAAUUUAAUAAAUAAAUGUAUUAAUGAUCAAUAUAUAAGAUAUAUAAUUUUAAGAAGAAAAUAUUGUAGUACAUAUUUAAAUAUAAAUGUAUUAAAAAAAUAUCUUAAUAGUAUAAAAUAUUUAAAUAUAAUAAAUAUAAAAAAAAGCUUUUAUUAUAUAUGUUAUUUAUAUUAUAAUUCUUAUAUAUUUAAUAAAUCUAUAUAUUACUGUUCUUUAAUAUUUUAUUUAUUACAAAAAUAUAAUUUACAUUAUACAUAUUUAUAUCAAAUAUUGUUAAUCAAAUUUAAUUUAUUUCUGUUGAAAGAUAGGAAAAUAUAUAACGAUUAUAAUAAACACAUCCUUUUAUAUGGAAUUAAUAAAUUUGUUGAUACAAUUAUAAUAUCUAGGAUAAAAAAAUAUGAUCGUAUAAAUACAAUAAAAAAUAUGUCCUCAUUAUUUAAAAUAUCCCAUAACUUUUAUAUUAACAUAUAUGGAAAAGAAUAUGUAGACAAUAAAAUAAUACAUGAUCUAUUAUUUAAUAAAGUAUAUAUUAUUCAAAAUAAACAACACAAAAACAAAAAAAAAAUCAAAAAAAUAACAAACUUACACUUGUUACAAUUAACCUAUUUUGAAUAUGUAAUCUUAAAUCUAUUUAAAUAUCUGUAUAAAAAAAAACCAUGGCUUAAUCAUAAAAGUAGUAACAACAAAUUUAAUACAUCUAACAUUAAUUAUGUGCAUACUUGUGAUCAAUUCCAAUCUUUAUAUAAAAAUCAAAAAUAUACAAACACGAUAUUUCAUAAAUCUUCUAUAUACGUGUCAGAAAAUUAUUUAUCUAACAUUAUACUUUUAACAAUAUAUGUAGAAACAUCUAUGCCAAUUCUUUUUUCAUAUUUACAAAAGUUAUAUAUAUUUCCAAAAGUAAGAAUGAAAAAUUAUGUCAAGUACAAGUGUGCAAAGCAAUUAAAUAUAUUAAUGAGAAAAAAUCAUCGUAAAUGUAAUGUUUAUAAAAAAUAUGUAUUUUUAAAAAAUAAUAAAAAUGGAAACAAGCAUGAGUAUAUAAAAGGAAAGCUUUAUAACAUAUAUAGGAAUCCCUUGUGUAAUGAUAAAUAUUUGAACAUUUUUAUGUACAAAAGAUUACAAAGAAAGGAACAAAAAGUUGGUAAUAAUAAGGAUAAUAAUAAUGAUAAUAAUAAUAAUGAUAAUAAUAAUAAUGAUAAUAAUAAUAAUGAUAAUAAUAAUAAUGAUAAUAAUAAUAAUGAUAAUAAUCAUAGAAAUAAUAAUCAACAUAAUAAUAAUCAACAUAUUUCUAAUUUUUUAUGUUCCAUAUAUAAUUUAUUCAAAAGCAAAAUAUUAGAAAAUAACAAACUGGAUCCAUAUUAUUCAGACAAAUAUAAAAAAAAAUAUAUAGACCAGCAAAACCUAUUUAAUAAUAUAAGAAACAAUAAAAACAAUAAAAUUAAAACUAGUCUCACACACUAUUAUAUAAGUAGCAAUAUAAAAAAUAUUUAUAAUGAUAACAAUAUAUAUAAUGAAAAAAAUAUACUGACAUUUUUUUGUGAUAUAUAUUUUAAUAAUCAUAUUAUUGAAAUAGAUGGACCUAAACAUUUCUUUCUUUAUUAUAAUUAUGAAUAUGAUAAUGAACAUUUCCUUAGUCCUUUUAUUUUAAAAAAUAAUGAUAUUUUUAAUUAUAAAUAUGUCUUCCCAUUCUUCUUUAAUAGUACGAAUAAAAUAAUAAAAAAUAUUGGAAGCGAUUAUUAUAUAUAUAAUGACAAGAGCAUUAAAAAGAAUUUCUUUCUGUAUACUUCGGGCUACUUUAUUAAGCAUAUAAAUUACAAGGAAGAGCAUAUAACAGAUUAUAAAUAUUUAUAUAAUCUAAUAUUUAAAAAAAAAUCCGACUUGCACAUAAUAUAA
Molecule: messenger RNA, 2919 nt
Organism: Plasmodium falciparum 3D7
Lineage: Eukaryota; Apicomplexa; Aconoidasida; Haemosporida; Plasmodiidae
Source: RefSeq, a predicted model, not a curated record